Protomyces lactucae-debilis is the source of this 1014-nucleotide messenger RNA. RefSeq names its product oxidoreductase domain-containing protein. The record is from RefSeq and is a predicted model, not a curated record. Bases 1 to 1014 code for a protein of 337 amino acids. Lineage: Eukaryota; Fungi; Ascomycota; Taphrinomycetes; Taphrinales; Protomycetaceae. The transcript has a single exon. Gene Ontology annotation, molecular function: nucleotide binding.
AUGCUGAACCUUGCCAUCAUUGGUACAUCUUGGAUCACCAAGUCCUUUGUUGAUGCAGCUCUAUCUACUAAAGAAUACAAGCUUGUUGCUGUCUACUCUCGAUCGUUAGCAACUGCUUCUCAAUUCGCAGAGGAAUACAAGCUAGGUAAAGAUGCUUGCUACACCUCCAUUGACGAGAUGUGCAAGGACGCAAAGGUCCAAGUAGUCUACAUUGCCUCUCCAAAUUCUUUGCAUUUCGAGCAAGCAAAGCAAGUCUUGAGCCACGGCAAGCAUGCUAUUGUCGAGAAGCCAUGCUGCUCCAACACUUUGGAAUUUAUCCAACUCGAACGCAUUGCUCAGCAGAGCUACAAGGAGACUGGUGCUAUGUGCAUCGAAGCUUUCCGCCAUAUCCAGGAAAAGAACUUCAAAGUCCUCAAAGACAGUCUUCCGAAGCUUGGCAAAAUCUAUAUGAGUCUUUUACCAUUUGCUAGCUUUUCGAGCCGCUACACCGACAUCUUGGAGGGCAGACUAGCAGCGCCCGUCUUCUCUGCUGAUUUCUCUGGCGGUUGUCUGCUGGAUACUGGCGUAUACCCCAUUUCUUUUGCAAUCAGACUCUGGGGAAAACCAAAGAGCCAACAGUACUUUCCUUACAUGAUCCCACAAACUGGCACGGACGGCGGUGGUACCAUCUUAUUGGUGUAUGAUUGGGGCAUUGCCAAUAUUGUCACAAGCAAAAUCUUCACAUCCAAAGCAACCGUCGAGAUCUACGGCGAGAAGGGAACGCUGCGCGCCAAUGCAAUCACGGAUCUUGAUUCUAUCGAGUUUGUCGGCAACGCCAAGGGCACACAAGCAGAGCAACUCGCUGGUCCAAAGGAGUCGUUCAACCUAGCUGAAGAAGCUACAGAAUUUGCACGCAUCAUCAGAGACAAUGACAUUCAAGCAGCUGCUGAUCUCUGGCAAGUCAGUAGCGAUGUCAUGGAUGUCAUGACGGAUUUGAGGAAGCAAAAUGGUAUUGUUUUUGCCGCCGAAAGGUAA